Messenger RNA from Drosophila suzukii, 1969 nucleotides. It is a transcript of the gene Ndc1, whose product is annotated as Nuclear division cycle 1. Gene Ontology annotation, biological process: nuclear pore organization. NCBI's taxonomy places the organism in Eukaryota, Metazoa, Arthropoda, Insecta, Diptera, Drosophilidae. Gene Ontology annotation, cellular component: nuclear pore transmembrane ring. The record is from RefSeq and is a predicted model, not a curated record. Gene Ontology annotation, molecular function: protein-macromolecule adaptor activity.
UAAUUAAGUGCAACAAAACGCGCGCGUUGCCGGCAACCGUCGAAUUUUGCAAUUAUUUGCGAAUUUUCAUUUUAAAAUCGUAGAACUAAACCAAAUUAUAGGUAACCAAUCGAUGGUUCUACAGCUCUGAUUGCAUCAUGUCCACCAGUUCCUCCAGCAAUGCCUGCAAGCUGCUGCUCCUCGGCCGCUGUCUGCGCGCCGUGCUCCUCAGCGUGGCCAUUCAGUUCCUGCUGCUCACCGUGUUCCUGCUGUCGGUGAACUUCACUCUGCUCCAUCCACUCGAAUGGGUGACGGGAACACUGCGCCUGGUGGCCAGCUGGUACACCUGGUUCGCCAGCAUCCCUCUGGUGGCCUCCGUCGUCCUCUAUGGCGUGUCCCUGUGCCAGCAGCACCUGUCGGAGCGUCCCUACUGUCCUACGCGAUACCGCUGGCUCCUUCACUACGGUCCACGCAAGCUGCUCUUUCUGGGCGCCCAUCUCCUGGUCGGACUCCUCACCGCCUGGCUAUACACUGGCUAUCUACACACGGACUAUCAGCAUCUGCGAUACAAGUGCUAUGCUAAGGAAUGCGUGAGUGCCUACCAUGUCUAUCUGCUGGGCAUGGGCAUUGCCGCCGGCUGCUACUACUUCGUCUCCGUUCACAUGCGCCAGGAGAUCUUAAUUGAAUUUCCCGUCGUCGAGCAAUCUCGGGCAGAGAAGUUGCGUGAACUACUGUACGGCAGUUUGCCCCGAUCUCUGGUUAGAUCCUUGCUGCCCACGCAGUACACGCUCGCCUUUUGGCUUUUCGGACCUAUAUGCCGCAAACUCAGUACCAUUCUCUUCGUGGACGUUGACGAGCGACUUGAGGGAUUCUUUGGCGUGGCGACCAAUUUGCGACUGCUUUUCUACGGCUAUUUGCUGACCGCCCAGAUUCUGAGUAACAUGCACCUAAUGCGCUGCUUCUAUGGCAUUCUGCUCUCGGAGGAUCUGCCCCUUGUGGUGACCAAACAGCGAGCUGCCUUUGCCCAUGAGCGAAUAACCAUGGUGGCGGGACUUGGAGUCUUCAACGUUUACGUGGUGCAGUGCCUGGCUGCUCACUACUUCUACAAGUUGGCUUUGCGAAAGGAUUCGACACAGCGGGCGGAGAUUUUCCAGCUCACUGAGCCGGGCAAUCGGCCAGCAAAUUGGCGCUCCCUUUGCGCAUGCCUGAGUAUUCUCGGCAGCUUCACCGAGGAACUCACGGAGUCCAUGCAGAAGAUAAGUGUGCUCAAGGGAGCGCAGAGUCUGCCCAUGCCAAAAAUCAGCGAACCCGUUUCAGCCAGUUUGAUGGCGGAGAAGCUGCUGCUGCGACAGUACAACCAGAUGCACGGCAUCCGACCUAUUGUGCCGCCCAAGAAGGAGGAUGCCGUUGAUCGUGCCCCUGAUGGCAUCCGCUAUAUGCCUAACUGGUGUGAGCGCGUCUCCACGCAGCUGGAGCAGGCUCUACAGCGUCUGAUCCAGCGAGUUCCCGGCAUUGUGUACCUCUUCAACGAACCUGAAGGUUCCAAGACGACGUUUCUGCUGGCCAACUCUCUGCCUGUGGUUUAUAUGACGCAAGCUCUGGCACAGAUUUGUGUGGCAUCGCUUAAAGAGGAUCCAUAUGGUGUGGUGCAGAAUGAUUUGCCGGCCAUUAUCAAGGCGAUAAACAAGCUGAGGAACGAGCUGGACAAACUGAGUAGCGUGAUUGGCAAUCUCAAGGCACCUAUCUCCAGUUUCUAUGUCCUACGAUGUGCUGUGCGCCGCAGCCUGUACGCCAUCUGCAACUCCUUCUGCGACUACCUCGGCGAUAUCCUGCCUCCCGGUGAGGAACUGCAGCAGCUUCAGGACCUCGUCUGCCAGUAGUAGAAUCCUUCAUCCAUCACAUAAACACUCAUUUUGUACACUGUUUUGCAUCUCUUUUUUCUUUAGUUGUGUCUGCGGUAACAAUAAAAAUUAAUAAAUAUAACUACAAA